This is a messenger RNA of Camellia sinensis, 976 nucleotides long. RefSeq lists its product as uncharacterized. Gene Ontology annotation, biological process: 'de novo' cotranslational protein folding; protein unfolding; protein transport. Gene Ontology annotation, molecular function: ribosome binding; peptidyl-prolyl cis-trans isomerase activity; protein folding chaperone. NCBI's taxonomy places the organism in Eukaryota, Viridiplantae, Streptophyta, Magnoliopsida, Ericales, Theaceae. The record is from RefSeq and is a predicted model, not a curated record.
CUUUAUCUUUGAUUUCAAUUACCAAAAAGCCCAGACUUGUUUGCUAGAAUUACCCAAAAAGUGAAUAGAGAGAGAGCUCUGUCAGUGCCUGAGAGGAUUUGAGAAUUGAGACCCUAAAUUCACUCUCUCUUGUUUGUUUCCAAGAAGAAAGCAUGGCGACCAUCACGAUGGUGUCUCAGUUUCAAUGCUCCACUAAGUUCACCAUUAGGAGUCUUUGCAAGCAUGUUCAAACUAAUCAUAAUGCAACAAGCAUCGAUUUAUGUACUGUAAAGCACAAUAUAUGUGGGAGGCAAUUAAGCCUCCAUAGCUCCUCUAGAGAAGGUCUUAGAUGUUUGUCAAAGCCAAUAUCUGCAGUUGGUUCAGGCUUGGAAGUCUCUACUGAUCCAAAGGACAAUGCAAUAACCAUAAAAAAUGUCAAAAUAUUAGUGGAGUAUCGAGAGGAUGAUAAGAUACAACUAAGGGUGGACUUGACUGGGAACGAAACACAAAAAGUUUUUGACCAGGUUUUGACAGAUUUGGCUCGUUCAGCACCUCCAAUUCCAGGAUUUCGAAGACAAAAGGGAGGAAAAACUUCAAAGGUUCCAAAGAGCUUUUUGUUACAGGUCCUUGGCGAAGAGCGCGUCACAAAAUUUGCCAUACAAGAAAUAGUUAGUUCAACUGUGGCAGAUUAUGUGAAGAAGGAAAACCUGAAUGUGAAGGACAAAAAGAUUAACACAGUCCAAACAGCCGAAGAACUCAAAUCGUUGUUUGCUCCUGGAAAUGAAUUUGGAUUCAAUGCCACAUUGGAGAUCGAAAAUUUAGAAUCUGAAACUACCAGUUCAUGAUCAUCUGAAAUGUAAAGAAAUCAUAUUCUUCUAAAGGAGCUCUGUUGUUGUUAUAUCUUUGUUUUCAUUUUUUUUGGUAAUAUUGGCAAUCAAUUUUCCAGUGUAAAAAAUGAGGAUGGAGUUUGUUGUAACAUUAUAUAUUACUUUUUUUA